This is a messenger RNA of Stylophora pistillata, 1569 nucleotides long. RefSeq names its product UPF0598 protein CG30010. The record is from RefSeq and is a predicted model, not a curated record. NCBI's taxonomy places the organism in Eukaryota, Metazoa, Cnidaria, Anthozoa, Scleractinia, Pocilloporidae.
UCCUCGCAAAAUCAAAACAAAACGGCAGCUUAGCACAAGUUAUCGAUUUAUUUCCAGUUACGUUAUUGUGCUCAUCUGUCUUGCCUUUACUCUAUUACUUGAAGCCCAGCUAAAGAGGAACUGGCAGCCAUAUGUUAGCUCUGUUUAGGCGUGGAUGUGUGCUUCGGGGCAGUCAGUUUGCUGUAUCACGUCAUGUUGUGUCGUAUGUACAAGGUCAAUCUCCUUCACCAAAAGUGCGAGAGUACUUUUACUACAUUGACCAUCAAGGACAGUUGUUCCUUGAUGACACAAAAGUGAAGAAUUUUAUUACCUGUUUUAAAGACAAGCAGUUUCUCAAGUUUUUCUUCAAGAGACUGAAACAAAAUAAAACAUCAAGGUUUGAGGAGGACUUCCCUUUCAUUUCACCCUGUGGUCUUGAAAUGAACUACAUCCGUUGUGAUGAUGUGCCAGUUGUUUUUGCCACCAUUAUGGAAGAUAUAGAUGGUGGCAGUAAAUCACCUGGACUUUUGACCUACAGUGGAAUUGGAGAAACACUAACAUUCCCAUUUCAACCAGAAAAGGUCUGCAUGCUUCCCGAGAGUGGAAGAAUUUAUCAUCCAGGACCAGAUAAAGUUGGUGGUGUGGCACUGAUUAAGUCAAGUCUUGCUAUUGAACUGAGUCCUCACUUUGAAUACCGAAAAGGGAACCAGGAAAAUGACCCUCCAACACAUUUCAAUUGGAAAGGGACUUGCUAUGAAUUGGACAAUUCAGUAUGGAAGUAUCUAAGGUCAGCUGAGGUGGAGGAACUUAUGAAAAGAAAAUCUCAGUGACAACAUAAUUUAGUUAUGAACCACAGCAAGUCAUGUUGCAUGAUAUUACCAUACUUUCUAGAUAUACAAUAUUCUUCUUGUUGAAAAGGCUGGAAACUGCAGGAUCUUGCUCUUUUUUUUUUAUUAAUUUUUUUUUUACCAUGUUAUGGUACCAGCAACUUGUGGCCUUCUGGCUGUAACUUCAAAGUAUUAUUGCAAGGGAUUACAUCUUGCUCAGUUUGAAGCCAAAAAAUAGACGCUGUUUAUCUUCAAGUGGUAAACACUCGACAGUCAUGAAUUGUCAGAGUGCUGACACUCUCUCACUGAUUAAAAAUUAAUGAGACACUUGCAAAGUAAGACAUCUAAGGAAUCAAUUCCAUAAUUUGAGUAAGUGGAAUAAGUCUUUGCUUGUGGCUUAUUUUAUUCAUUAAUGUUUUCACUAGAUACUAAGAAAAUGCUAUUGAUGACAAAAACAUAACUGGAGAUAAUUGUAAUAAAUCUGGGUUAUUUAACUAUUCUUGUGAGAAGGGAAAUAAAAAAGAAAAGUUUUAUUAAUUAUCAGACUCGUAGUUGAAACCCUGCAAAAGCAAAGACCAUGUACAAAUUGAGUUAAUUUUAUUCAUAAUUUCAGUAUUUUACAGAAAUACAAAUUACAGUUUAUGUUAUUUUUAUUUAAGAUAAAUAACUUCUAGUGUAAAAAAAAUCAUAAGGUUGCUUGCUAGGCACUCUGAAUUUCCAACCCAACAAAAAUCUCAAAUAAAGACAUUUUAAAACUGAAUUA